AUGCGCCGAUUCUCUUUUAGUCCUUUCUUUCAUCCCACUCUAAUCUCUUCUUCUCUCUUAAUUUCAACUCUCUUCUCCUCCUUCUUUUCCACUACUUUCCUUCUUUCCCUUGUCUCCAACCACAAGCGGAAAAACGAAUUGAUUUUCCCACCCUUUUUCCCGCCAAAAAUAUCUCCAGUUAAAAAGUCAGCGGUGCAACAUUUUCCGAUUCUUCAUCUUCGUUCCCAAACACACGCUCAUCCGUUUGACACGUUUCUCUCUUUCGACGUAGAUAUUUACUUUCGUGGAUUGAUGUUGCGUUGGGUGGGGAAGCAUAUUCGAUUCUUAGAGGUCGUAAGCGACCCGGGACAUUUAUUUCACUUACAUUUCAAAUCUCAUCUUCAACCUCUCCAUAUCUUUUGGUCUUCUUCAUUUUCUCGUCUUCUUCUUCUUUUACAUAUCUCUCUCUUUCAACUAUUCCUACGUCAGGAUGAAUUAAAUUCUACUGCUUCUCUUUCUUCUUCUUCUUCUUCUUCUUCUUCUUCUUCUUCUUCUUCUUCUUCUUCUCAUAAUGAACUUCCACUGCUUUUCUUUCUUUCUUUCUUUCUUUCUUCAUUAUCAUCAUCUUCUUCUUCUUCUUCUUCACUUUUCUCCUUCUCCUCCUCCUCCUCCUCCUUUCUCUUCUUCUCCUCCCCUCCCCUCCUUAUCUUCCUCCUCCUCCUCCUUCUUCUUACCUCCUCCUUCUUCUUCUCCCCUCCUCAUCCUCCUCCUUCUCCUUCUUCUUCCCUACUCCUCCUCCUCCUCCCCAUUCUUCUUCUUCUUCUUAAAAAAUCUUUGCCUUCAAUCUUUCCUCCUCCUCGUCCAAAAUCAUUUUCAUUACAAUCAUUCCCUUUUCUCUUCCUCUUUCCUAAAAUAAUCGUCUACCUUAGACUCUUUCCCCUUCCUUUUUUAAAAACACAGAUUUCAUUAGAUUAUCUCCUCUUUCUCCUUCUCCCCCUUAAAUAUUAUUGUCUUCAUCAUUCACUCCUUUACCUCCUCCUCCUCCUCAUUAAAAUCAUUUUGAUCAGAAUAUUUCCUUUUUCUUGUCCUCCUUAA
This is a messenger RNA of Acanthosepion pharaonis, 1074 nucleotides long. Lineage: Eukaryota; Metazoa; Mollusca; Cephalopoda; Sepiida; Sepiidae. The record is from the annotation of a GenBank genome assembly.